CUAGGAGAUAGAAAGGUAAAAUAUAAGUGUGAAUUAUCAGAAUUUGAGACUGAUAAUAGCGAUACAUUGGAUUCAUAUUGUUCUGAUAUUUUAUCCGAUGUUAUUACAGAAACAGAAAUGGCUAGCAAAAAUCCUAUCCCCCUCAGGUAUAGCAUUCAUAACAAUCCGGAUGGAAAAAUUUUCACAGUUUGGCCAUACAAAGAAGAUAAGGUUUAUGUGAUCAAGUUUGCUAUUGGGUCUCUAUUGGUAAAUCUAGGUUACCAAGUUCUCUCCCUCAAUUUCGAACUCUAUAUGAAUGAUCCCGAGAAUAAAGAUCUUAUGAAGACGUCGGAUGAAGUUUCUAAAUAUUUCAAUAGAACCCCAGAUCCAAAUCAAAUUCACAUUCUCAUAAAGCCUGGGAAUUAG
Diversispora eburnea is the source of this 405-nucleotide messenger RNA. The record is from the annotation of a GenBank genome assembly. NCBI's taxonomy places the organism in Eukaryota, Fungi, Glomeromycota, Glomeromycetes, Diversisporales, Diversisporaceae.